AUGGAAGAAACACUUUCAAAACAUCCAAAAGUUAGAAAAAUUAUUGAUUUGAAAACUGUAAUAUGUAUAUGUAGUAAACAAGUUCGUCUUAAUAAAAACUAUGAUCCAGAUCUUCUUGACCAUCAUACUAAAAAUAAAAUAUGCAAAAGUAAUGAUGGAAAUUCUCAGAUUACGCAAUUUUUUUCAAUUCAAGAUUCAGGAAUCCCUCUAAAAAGAAAACUUUGUAUUGGAUUAAAUGAUGAAAAGGUUAAAUUAUAUUUACACUGUGUAGGUUUUGUAACUACAUUUGGUGCCGCACCACCUCCAAAAACUAUAGCUCGAGAAUUGUUUGGUAAUAAAAUCAAGUCAUCAUUUUAUUGGAAAGAUUUAAAUCAAGAAAAAAAUAAUAAACUUUUAAAUACUUUACAAUCACGAGCAAAAUGGAUAAAUAAUAGUACAACUUUUUGUAUUAGAAGUACUGAUUGUUUAACAUAUGUUGAUAAAACUAAUGAAGUUUGGUAUAUUUGUGAUUAUUUUGAAGGAAAUAUUAACAAUAUAAAUGCAUAUUUAAAAAUAUGGCCUACUGAUGAUGAAAUUAGAGUUCUUAUUAAUGAUGCAUAUAAAGAAGCAAAUGUUUUAGCAAAGUGUGUUUCUAUAGAAGUUACAUUAAAUUUCGAAUUAUUAUCAACAUCUCUAACUGAUUCGUUAAUAAAUGAUAAAAUAAUAUCACUAACUGAAGAAAAUUUAACAAAAGAAAAUUCAACAAAAGAAUGUCAAAAUGAAGAAGAAAUUUUAACCGAAAUUGCUAAAAUGAUGGAAAAUAUUGCAAGCUUAAAUUUACAAGAUAAUAUAGAUGAAGAUUUGAUAGAUGCCUGUAAACAGAUAAAAAAUUUAUCUAAUUAUAAUUCAUUAGAAAUUAAUUCAUCUAUUGUUAGCAAAAUAGUUGCACAAAUUACCAAUAAUAAUAACAAUUCAAGAUUGCCUAAAGCAUGA
Molecule: messenger RNA, 972 nt
Organism: Racocetra fulgida
Lineage: Eukaryota; Fungi; Glomeromycota; Glomeromycetes; Diversisporales; Gigasporaceae
Source: the annotation of a GenBank genome assembly